Molecule: messenger RNA, 2124 nt
Organism: Rhipicephalus microplus (southern cattle tick)
Lineage: Eukaryota; Metazoa; Arthropoda; Arachnida; Ixodida; Ixodidae
Product: neprilysin-3
Biological process (GO): protein processing
Cellular component (GO): plasma membrane
Molecular function (GO): metalloendopeptidase activity
Source: RefSeq, a predicted model, not a curated record
AUGGCCGGAGGUGACGCCCCAAAAGUAGUCGUCAAGGAAGAGGCUCAAGACGAUAGCGGUGGCAUCCUGAGCUACAUCAUUGUGAUCUGCUGCUUUGCUUUAAUAGGCCUCCUCAUAUUCCUCCUUAUAUACGGAGAGCAUGUCCGUAUGGCAAUACUCAAGUCUGAGAAGCACAAGCACUGCGAAACUCCAGACUGCGAGCGCGUCAAAAAGAUGAUGCACCUUGGGCCGGUGAGUGGAGACCUGCCCUGCCGAGACUUCUAUGCGUACGUGUGCAGCCCCUGGGCUUCGGCGAACAUCAAAGGCGUCAACGUAUCCUGGUUGGGCAGCCAGAAGUACGUGGAUGACAUGCAGGAGGACAUGAAGAAGCGGGGGCCCAACAUCACCUACCAAACUGUUCUCGACAUGGUGCUCAUCACCUACCGCUCAUGCCUCCUGUCGGCAACUGAAUCGCUAGAAUCUGGAAUCAGACCAGUUUUCAACGAGUUUCUCUUAGGGAGCUGGCCGUCAUUCACCUACUCGGACACCGAAGCGUACGAUGUCUUCGCGGGACUUAUUACACUGGACUUGAAUUGGGGUAUGAAAGUAGUGUUCGAAUUCGAAAAAGCCUUGUACGGCGAAGCCUUUUUGCACCACAGACUGUCCAUUCACGCGACUCCCUUUGCGUGCCCUUUUUCGCCAGAGUUGAACAAAAGCCUCGAAAGUACUUAUGAAGAGUAUGUCAGGGAAGUACUGGGGCUGUUUUCAUACAACGACGACGCGACAAUUCAAGAGCUAGUUGACAUUCAUCUCAACAUCUGUCGUGCCUCGAAAGCCAUGCAAGGCGUGCGAAAGUCGCACACUCUCCGAGAAAUCGCUGCCGUAACGAGAGAUAUGGGCUUGUCUGAGUACAUCUGGCGCAAGGCCCUCGAACCCAUGGGGAACAUGACUGCGUCGACGAUCCUCCACGUCAAGCUUUACUACAUUGGAGAAGCUCUCAGAAGUCUACUGAAGAACGUGCCCCCUGAAAGUGCGAUGAGAUUCUUCGGCUUCUCAAUACUCACACAGAUGGCAGCGCACCAAGAGCCGCUUAGAAAGGUAAUGGACAAGUACUUUUUCUUCAACCACCCUAUGCAGCCGAGUCCAGUUCACACUGAAAACUGUGUGUCGUUUAUCUUCACCCAUUUUGUAGAAGCAUGGAAUCUGUACGUUCUGUCAAUUUCGAGCACCAACAAAGUCCAGUCUAAGGACGUAAGCCAUAUCGUUGCCUCUAUAAAGAACUCCAUGGUACGCAGAAUACGCAGUUCUCAAUGGAUGGAUGAGCUGUCGAAGUCCAGAACACUGAAAAAAUUGAAAAGGACAACGGUCGUCCCACCAGUUCUUGGGCCGUAUCUAAGGACUUCCAAUAUUGCAGAAAGGUACGCCGAUAUGGAAGCGCUGUCACCAACGGACUACUACGGCAACCAGCUGAAGAUACGCGCCAACAAUGCGCAGUACAACAUACGGGGCGUGAAGCGAUCUGAAGGACGGGGCAAUGUUGUCUUGGCUGGUGGUGAUGCCAACUGGGUUAUGAACGUGGUCCACGUGUACGCUGGACUAUUGCGCCUGCCCUUUUACUCCGCUGAUGUGCCGAUUGCGAUCAAGUACGGUGGUUUGGGAAGUGUUACCGGGCGGCUGUUGUCACUCCUGUUCACGGGCAAGAAUGUGAAGAAAGACGUUCUUGGCUCUACUUCGAACUGGUGGACCGGAGGUGUGUACCAAGAGUACGAAAAGAGGGCAAUGUGUUUCGCUCAACAAGCCAAUCCGGACGCUGCUUUGGGCGAAGAGGCUGAUUUCCUGCCCGACUAUCUCGGAGCUCGCGUAGCACUGGACGCCCUCCUCAACGCCAUGGCUGACCGUAAGACUCGCCUCUUGAUACCAGGCAUCGCGUUGAGUGAUGAGCAGAUGUUCUUCAUUACGUUCUGCCACGUCCUGUGUGCCAGCGUCGAAGUCGAAGGAAAAGUAAUGCUACCCGAAAAAGCGCUUAAGCGCUGCAACGGGGCCGUCAUGAAUAUGCCAGAGUUUAGUAGAGCGUUUAAGUGUAAGCAAGGUGAAGUUGACAAAGACGCAAUUCUCAACCCUACUUAUAAAUGCUCUCUCUACUGA